AAGUCUCAUUCAAAGUCGUCAUCUGCCUCAUUUUCUAUAGCUACAAAUUAAGAGGCUUCCUUGAGCUCUUCAUCUAUCCUAAUCUUCGUUUUCACAACCUCGAUCACCAUGUCUUACGAGAAGUUCUCCAAGACUUACGGAGAUAAUUCUCCACCGACGGGUAUUCCGGUGAGCUCCAGCAACCCCUACUAUAGCCAUCCUGCUCAUCAUCAACAUCCUGGUCAAUAUGACAAGAACUCAUCCCAAAUGCCUGCUCCUCCUCCUCCUCCUUAUCAACCCCGCCCUGGAGCAGCCACUGAGCCGUGGAAAUCCGGCCUCUGCGAUUGCUUCUCCGAUCCCAAAAACUGCUGCAUAACCUUUUGUUGUCCAUGCAUCACUUUUGGUCAAAUUGCUGAGAUUGUGGACAAAGGCUCUACAUCUUGUGGUGCGAGUGGAGCACUAUACACACUGAUAGCUUGUGUGACUACUUGUCCUUGCAUCUAUUCAUGCUUCUACCGCUCAAAGAUGAGGCGGCAGUACUCUUUGGAAUCAAGCCCUUGUGGUGAUUGUUUGGUUCAUUUCUUCUGCGAGCAAUGCGCCUUGUGCCAGGAGUACCGUGAGCUCAAGAGUCGUGGUUUCGACAUGGCCAUCGGAUGGCAUGGAAAUAUCGAAGAAAGGAACCGUGAAGUGGCAAUGACGCCAGUGCCCCCGAUGGUGGAGGAAGGCAUGAGUCGCGAUAAAUAGAUAUAAUGGAACAGAAUGAGCUAGCAGCCUUUAUAUAUCUGUUGCAUGUUAUUAUGUAAAAAUAAAAUCUGUGUUAUGAGUUAUAUGAAUACUUAUUGUUACAAGUUUGUAAGAUGAUGGAUUUGUAAUUAAGAUGUAAUUUCUCCUUUGGUAAAGAAGAAUGAAUUUCGUUAUAAUAAUAUUCCAUUAGAUCGACCGCC
This is a messenger RNA of Fragaria vesca subsp. vesca, 923 nucleotides long. Its product is annotated as protein PLANT CADMIUM RESISTANCE 2-like. NCBI's taxonomy places the organism in Eukaryota, Viridiplantae, Streptophyta, Magnoliopsida, Rosales, Rosaceae. The record is from RefSeq and is a predicted model, not a curated record. The coding region runs from base 109 to 723 and encodes 204 amino acids. The transcript is spliced from 4 exons.